Homalodisca vitripennis (glassy-winged sharpshooter) is the source of this 519-nucleotide messenger RNA. RefSeq names its product putative ATP synthase subunit f, mitochondrial (gene ATPsynF). The record is from RefSeq and is a predicted model, not a curated record. NCBI's taxonomy places the organism in Eukaryota, Metazoa, Arthropoda, Insecta, Hemiptera, Cicadellidae. Gene Ontology annotation, biological process: proton motive force-driven mitochondrial ATP synthesis. Gene Ontology annotation, molecular function: proton-transporting ATP synthase activity, rotational mechanism. The coding region runs from base 117 to 440 and encodes 107 amino acids. The transcript has 4 exons.
ACACUUUUUUUCUGAUUCGGGUUUGGUUUUGCACUGCAGUUUGGAUUGCAGCCGGAUCAGUUCUUUUCAGACAUUUUGUUCAGUUUCUGCUGCUGGAAUUAGAUAAUACGAAGAAAAUGGCGUUUGGUGACUAUCCCGCUGAUUACAACCCUAAAGUUCAUGGACCAUAUGAUCCCGCCAGAUAUUACGGCAAGGCGGACACGCCCCUUGCUCAGGUGAAAUUGGGAGAGUUUGGACAGUGGCUGAUGCGCCGGAAUAAAUCUCCACAGGCCAUGGUAGCAUGUGGCAGUCGUGCAUUCUGGAGAUGGCAGCACAAAUACUGUCAGGCCAAGCGGGCUGGGAUUGCUCCCUUUCUACAGGUAUCCGUUGCUAUGAUGGCCACCUUCUACUACUUGAACUACUAUACCAUGCGUGCCCACCGCACCAUGAAGUAUCACUAAUGAGUAUCACUGAAAGUCACUUAGCAAGGAAUUCGAAAUUGUGAAUCGGUUUACCAAUAAAUCUUUUUGUGUUAGCUAA